GGUCCUGAAGACUGGCGGGUGGCGGGGGCGCGCGCGGGACGGCGGGGGCGCGCGGUGUUGUGAGGCCUGCGCGCGGCGCUGUGAGGCCUGCGCGCCAGGCUGCGGGAGCCAUGCGGCGGUCGAGGAGUGCCGCCGCCGCCAAGGUGCGCACUCAGAAGCGUUCCGAGGCUUCGGCGGCCCCGGCGGCCCCAACGGCCGAUGCUUCGACCCCUAGCGCCACCCGGGCACUGCGCUCUACGAGCCAGGCCGGGAGCAAGAGCCAGGCGGAGGCGAAGCCGCUGUCGGAGAAGCGGCGGCUGAGGCGCUCGUCGCCGCGGGCCCAAGAGGAGAGCCAGGGGGAGCCGCCGCCGCCGGAGCUGGCGUUGCUCCCGCCACCACCGCCGCCGACUCCCGCGACCCCGACAUCCUCGGCGUCCACCCUGGACCUGGGCGAGCAGCGGGAGCGCUGGGAAACGUUCCAGAAGCGGCAGAAGCUCACCUCCGAGGGCGCUGCCAAGCUCCUGCUGGACACCUUUGAAUACCAGGGCCUGGUGAAGCACACGGGAGGCUGCCACUGUGGAGCAGUUCGUUUUGAAGUUUGGGCCUCAGCAGACUUGCAUAUAUUUGACUGCAACUGCAGCAUUUGCAAGAAGAAGCAGAAUAGACACUUCAUUGUUCCAGCUUCUCGCUUCAAGCUCCUGAAGGGAGCUGAGCACAUAACAACUUACACAUUCAAUACGCACAAAGCCCAGCACACCUUCUGUAAGAGAUGUGGCGUUCAGAGCUUCUAUACUCCACGCUCCAACCCCGGAGGCUUCGGAAUCGCCCCCCACUGCCUGGAUGAGGGCACUGUGCAGAGUAUGGUCACAGAGGAAUUCAAUGGCAGCGAUUGGGAGAAGGCCAUGAAGGAGCACAAGACCAUCAAGAACAUGUCUAAAGAGUGAGCUUCUGCCUCUCCUGUCCUGAAAAGGAGGAAUGAUUGGGGCCAGCAACUUUGCUUUUCCUGCCGCACCUCGGUGGUGCUCCUGAAUGUCGCUGACCUGGAAUGCUGGUUCCGUUCACCAGGGCCAUCUUGAUCUCUGCAGUUUGCUCCAGCUACCAGUUUCUUUAGGCAGCUCUUUGUCCUCCCUCUGCCCGAAUUUUGAUGUAGUCUAGUUGACAUCCUUCUCUUCUCAACUUUUGUGUGAUCUUUUAGGAAAAAAAAUAAAAUAUUUUUAACAUCAAAGCAGUUACUGUGGUUUAUCA
Cebus imitator (Panamanian white-faced capuchin) is the source of this 1224-nucleotide messenger RNA. It is a transcript of the gene CENPV, whose product is annotated as centromere protein V. Gene Ontology annotation, biological process: regulation of chromosome organization; pericentric heterochromatin formation; positive regulation of cytokinesis. Gene Ontology annotation, cellular component: spindle midzone; kinetochore; nucleus. Gene Ontology annotation, molecular function: carbon-sulfur lyase activity. The record is from RefSeq and is a predicted model, not a curated record. Lineage: Eukaryota; Metazoa; Chordata; Mammalia; Primates; Cebidae. Bases 111 to 923 code for a protein of 270 amino acids. The transcript has 5 exons.